AUGUCAACAUCUUCUGGGAGUGGAAGUAGACGUAAUCGGUUGAAUCUUACACUUCCGAGUUCUGCUAUCCAAUCAUCAGAUAAUUGUUCUACAACAGAUAGAAAAUCUGAAGAACAUGUCACAAAUGCCGAGUUGAAUAAAUCUUCAGAUAGCUUACAAGAAUCAUUACAAAGGAAUGGAACUUCAAAAGCUACAUCAUUAUCAGAUAAAUUAGAUGAUAAUAAUAAUCUAACGAAUUCAUCUCAACCUGUGAAAACAUCUCAACAAACUAGUAUCUAUCGACCAAGUGCUCAUCAUUCACAUCCACAUUCUGUGCAUCGUAGAAUCCCACCACCACUCACAGAUCUUCGUUUGUCUCCAAAGAAAACCCAUACGCCGUCAAACGAUAAUGUAUUUGGCUCGAGAGGCGAUCGAAACAAUGAACAUCGUUAUUCAAAUAGGAUCAGCACAGGACCUGUUGAUGUUGCUGAAGUGUAG
Schistosoma guineensis is the source of this 477-nucleotide messenger RNA. Lineage: Eukaryota; Metazoa; Platyhelminthes; Trematoda; Strigeidida; Schistosomatidae. The record is from the annotation of a GenBank genome assembly.